Molecule: messenger RNA, 2321 nt
Organism: Trichomycterus rosablanca
Lineage: Eukaryota; Metazoa; Chordata; Actinopteri; Siluriformes; Trichomycteridae
Product: carbohydrate sulfotransferase 8
Exons: 5
Coding region: 249-1496 (415 amino acids)
Biological process (GO): carbohydrate biosynthetic process; proteoglycan biosynthetic process
Cellular component (GO): membrane
Molecular function (GO): sulfotransferase activity
Source: RefSeq, a predicted model, not a curated record
CGGAGCGCGAGAGAGACGCUCAGUAUCUCUCUCAAAACAACACAGUAGUUCAGUUAGAAAAGGACAGGACAGGACUCCUAGUCUCCGUCAUAGUUUAUUAUCGUCCUCUAACUGUUCCUUAUUUAAUAAUGUUGAGUUUAUGGUGCGAGGGAGCAUAUAAAAUGUGGUUGGAGAUACGCGGACUGACAGGAAAAGUAACAGGAGUUUCAGUGUAAUGAAGGACAGUUGAGGGCUGAGCUUUACAGGCCAUGGGCUCUAGGGUGGUAGACGCAGGCAGACGGUGUGUGCGCCUGGCCGACGCAAAGCUGCCCUACACUUUCUUGCUCCUGCUGCUCUUCAGCAUAGGAGGUCUGCUGUUCCUGUUGCACCUACAAGACCUCACAGAAACCCUUCACGAGCAGAUUCCAGAUGUAAAGCUCAUGUUCCCCCACGGGCAGCCGUUACCAUGCCCUCAUUGUCCAGACAAUAACUCCUGGGCCUUUAGUCCAACACAAGCCAAACAGAUUCCUGUCCAACCAACUGAACGUAGGACUAAUCAGUCCAUUGCCAUUCCCCUCAGAGGAGCCCCUGCCGAAAUCACGAAGAACCAUCGCAAGCUUCUCCUGAAGACCUCAACACCCGUUCAGCAGCUCAGCAGCACUACUGCUGGUCAUGCUGCCAAUGAAACCGAAAGACUGAUCCAAAGACAGCAGUCACGCCAAAAGCUAAUGCAGGAGUUUUGUUCCAGAUCCAAAAGUCUUACAAAGACUGUAACCCACCAACAAGUGGCCCAUAUCUUUGUGGAGGACAGUCACAAGCUCCUGUACUGCGAGGUCCCCAAAGCUGGCUGCUCCAACUGGAAACGUGUGCUGAUGGUCCUGCAGGGCAAGGCAUCCUCCCCCAUGGAACUCCGACACGAACAGGUGCAUUAUGGGAAUUCUGUAAAGGGGCUGGUCACCUUAAGUCACAAGGAGAUUCUUCAUCGCCUAAAUACUUACACCAAAGUGCUUUUCGUUAGGGAACCCUUCGAGAGGCUGGUUUCAGCUUUCCGGGACAAGUUUGAGAGCCCAAACUUUUACUAUCACCCGGUGUUUGGGAAGCCUAUUAUUGCAAAGUACCGCACUGAUGCACAACCUGCAGAUCUGCUUACCGGAGACGGUGUGACAUUUAGGGAGUUCAUUCAGUACCUGCUGGAUGUUAAUCGCCCUGUGGGCAUGGACAACCACUGGGAGCUCAUGGGGAAGCUCUGCCACCCCUGCCUCAUAAACUAUGACUUCAUAGGCAAGUUUGAGACAAUGGACGAGGACGCCAAUUUCCUCCUGAAGCAAAUCAGGGCUCCUGCUAACCUAACUUUUCCCAAAUUUAAAGAUAGGAACCCAAAGGAACCGAGGACAAAUUGGCACAUUACACAUAAAUAUUUUUCUCAGCUCAACGCAACUGAAAAACAGAAACUCUAUGAUUUUUACUAUAUGGAUUAUUUAAUGUUCAACUAUUCCAAACCAUUAUUAGAUUUUUAAUAAGGAUUGCUCUGCUAAAUGUGUUCAUUUAUACAGUAAGAACUUUUAAUAUAUUGUUUGUCUACUGCUUGUUCUGUUUCAGUCUUUUCAUUUAAGAGUUCACCCUAUCAUCUGCUAGUGUUCAUUCUGAAUGUACUAAAGCCCUUGGUGGCUGGGAGUAAAAGUAAACAUUUUAGGCACUGUUAUAUGAAGGGGAAGGAAUGACACUGUAUCUUAUCAGUCAAAGCAACACUGGCCAAUCUCAUGAAUCUGUGAGGUGUAUGAAUGAAUGUAUUUUUUUCUCUAUAUUUGUUGGUGUGGGCAGAGGUGUAGGUUCAUGCCCUCUGUACAACAUUGCUUUAGAGGUUAUAUCCAAAUCUGUACCAUUUUAUACUAAUUCUUACUCAACAAAUUAUUGCUAUGUAAAGUUUACAUGAUUAAUGAAUGGCAUUCUUUUACAGUAGUUGUCACUUGUUCAUGCUAAGAGAUGCCUUUCCACUUUGAUACAAGUAUUUGUUAAAAGUAAUCACACACUUUGUAAUCACACACUCUAAUAUGUCAUCUUGUAUACCUCUCAUUUUAUUAUACACUUUGUGUAUCACAACAUUCCAUGUUGCUGUAACACACACACACACACACAUGGUUAACUGAGUGUGAGUGCAGAUAAACACAACAGUUGUUAAUAAUUCUGUCUGUAAUAAUUCUGUCUGAUGUGAUUCAGCUGGCUGUAGACUGUUCAGCUCCAUCCGUUGUGCAAAAUUAAUGUUACACUUUAUGUGAGUUGUAGAACCGAUGGUAUAUGUUCUCCAUGCCAAAUUAUAUAAUAAAAUUCAUUCUACAUUUAAA